Molecule: messenger RNA, 2403 nt
Organism: Zygosaccharomyces rouxii
Lineage: Eukaryota; Fungi; Ascomycota; Saccharomycetes; Saccharomycetales; Saccharomycetaceae
Gene: PET111
Product: Pet111p
Exons: 1
Coding region: 1-2403 (800 amino acids)
Source: RefSeq, a predicted model, not a curated record
AUGUUACGAAGGUUUUCGGUAAUAUACUCGGCAGCACGAAUAUUACGAACACUAGAGCUACAGUCCAGUUUAUUUGUUCCAUAUAGUAGAGGAUUUUCAUGUUUGAGGCCUACGGAUAGUCAACAAAGUAAAGAUGAUAUUGCCAAUUGGAUGAAAAGUAGCCUCAAUGACCCAAUCCCCACACAUCAAGUCUCUUCUGCAGUGGAAACGCAAGAUUCGACUUCAAGUAAGCAUCUAUCUCACCAUCCUUUUGUUUUCAUAGUCUCACAGGAAGAUUACCGUCGUGAUUGGUUUUACAGGUUUAAUUCUGGUGAUCUUCGUGUGGUGGAAAAUGUUCUAACGUUGGCUAACGAAAAGAGUACCGUAUUUACAUUGGCACAGAUUGAAACACUUUUGAGGAGACUAAAGUAUCUGCGAAGAAAUUUCGAGGCUCAUGAAAUUUUUUGUGCUUACCAAGGUUAUCUACGACAUCUGCGAAAAAACGAUAUGGACCAGGAGGCCUACUGUAAUUUUUUAGAGAUUGUAUUAAGAGUGGAAGAUAGCCUGGGGAAUUACGAAAUAUGUGAAGAGCUUUUCUCAGAAUAUAUCAAAUUUCCGAAUUUAAACGCGAAGAUCAUUACUAUUGGGUUUAGGUCAUUUAUAGAGAAUAACAACUUACAGUUGGCUAAAGAAUUUUACAUUCAAGCACUCAACAAUCCCGAUACGUUCCCCCUAUCAGAAAAGGAGUUAAUAUUAUUUUUGAAUGACUUAGAUGUGCAUGGAGAUUACAAAUCUGUUCAAGCAUUUUUCAAUUUGUGGUUAAAAAAGAAGAGUAAUGAUGCAUCAGGAUAUCUUCCGAGUCGUGAAUUGCUAUGCGUGGUUCAUGGGAUGUAUAGGAAGAACCGCAACGAAGAACUUUUGGUAGAUUUCCUAUCGCAUGAAGCCGUUCAGAAGGCAGGUUAUCCCAGUGACAUAUUUUUUGAACUUAACGAAUUUUAUUAUAAUUUGCAUUGUCGUGAUAUUUGGUCACAAUCUAAACUUGAAUCCAAGAUAAAUUAUUUUAUCGUCGAGUUACGUUAUUGGAAGGAGAAAAGAGAGGAGUUUUAUUUAUUCUUAUUGAAUUUUUUCGUAUUGUCAAAAGAUUUUGGAAACAUAAAGUUUGUCCUAUCGCUCAUUCAAAAGGACCAUAUCAUUAGAUUGAAACCCAAAUUCCAUUUAGCCAUUGCCAGAUAUUUCGUCAAUGAAGGAAUGCUUCAAGAUCUAAUGGGCUACUAUUCGGACGUAUUAAAAAGAAGAGGUGCAGACAGUGUCCAUUUGAGAAUAAGUAUUAUUGCUCAAUUAUACAGAUGUGCUCUUUUUGCCCACCCAACAUUAUCCAAAGAGAUUGCCAAUGAAUUCACAGUUUUAUUAAACAGAGAUGAAUAUGUUCGUCAGUUUCCUCGCUUGAGGGAGUUCUUGAAAAGGUUAUCCAGGAUACGACCCAAAGGUAGGAAGACGGUGGCUCAAUAUACUGGAGUGUUGGAACUUUCUCCAGUGGAUUACGAAAGGCUGGAAAUUUUUGAAAAUCGUGUCAACCAUGGUGAUUUGGUAGGUGCCAAAUCAUUCAUUUUAGAAAAUUUGAGAAGAGGGAUUCAGCCAAGCUUCAAUUUACAUUAUUGCAUCUUACAAAAAAUUUUGAAACUCCAGUUGCCCACUUUGGCCAAAACUUUGGAUGAGUUGUUCCUGAGUGUGUACCAGAGAAAUCCAAUGAAAUUAAAGAUCUUGUGGUUGAGAUAUGGCAUUAUGAAUGAAUACAAUGCGUUUCAGACAAGUUCGGAGUCGAUUUCUUUGGCGAAGUAUAAAGUUUUAUCCUCCAAAUUGUUAGAUUUCGAAAGGCAUCAUCAAUCCGUGUUGGACUUCGUCAACUACAUGCAAUUGACACAGAUUUGUUUACAAAUCAGGGAAUACGAACUAGCCGUUGGAUUACUACAGAGGGGUGCAACGUUGAUUAAUGAAAAGGAUAAAAGACAUUGGCAGAUUUACUACAUGACGGCUUUGAAAUUAUCAGCACGAGUCUAUGACAUGGAGGCCUUCUCAAAACUACUUCAAGAGUGGAAUGAGAAUUCUAGUGCCUCAUGGAUUGCACAUAGUAGUCUGCGGCAAAUCAAAUCUUACAUAAAAUUGUUUGCCAAGAGGAGCAACCGUAUUCCUAAUUAUGAUGAAAAUACCAUGCAAGAAAUAGUUGAUGCCUGUGAGAGCCUGGUGCACAAGUACGCCAAUUUGAAAUUUGAAGGGUUAGAUGCUAUGCAUGAUUUGAUGAAUUUUCUAAAGGGCUGGCUAGAUAUAGAGAUGCAGAGUCAGCAAAAACUGUUAAGUGAUAGACAAGCUAUUCUUUUGACUAAAUUUUCCAAAGAACAGAGUACGAUAGACAAUAGCAUAAAAUAA